UUAUUGAUUUGAGUAAUUAUUUUAUUCCAUGAGGUGAAUCCCAUCGCUAGAGGACCUCAGUGUGAUGAUCCACAGAAGGGUGUGUAUUCUUUCUGACACACACACUCACUCACUCAGAGCUGGCUCGGUUUAGAUUAAUGUGACGUUCGGUAUGUUGCAGCAGCAGCCUAUUACAGGCAACGGGCCCAAUUCAGGCCGGGGGCUCGCGUUAAACACUCACCCGGGAAUGCACGCCCUGAACUCGGUUCACCCUCCGCCACAGCACCGGUCCGAUGGCGACGCGGGCCUCGAGGGAACAGAAAACGGUCAUGAAAACCGACGAGACAUUGGGGACAUUUUACAACAAAUCAUGACCAUCACCGACCAAAGUCUAGACGAAGCCCAAGCAAAAAAACAUGCCUUGAACUGUCACCGGAUGAAACCGGCUUUAUUCAGCGUACUUUGUGAAAUUAAAGAAAAAACGGGUCUGUCCAUGCGAAACACGCAGGAAGAGGAGCCGCCGGACCCGCAGCUCGUCCGACUGGACAACAUGCUCCUGGCUGAGGGCGUGGCCGGCCCAGAGAAAGGAGGCGGGGCCGCCGCGGCUGUCUCUGCGGCGACCAGCUCGGGUGGUAUGUCUCCGGACAGCUCGCUGGAGCACUCUGACUACAAACAAAAGCUGAGCCAGAUUCGUACGAUUUACCACACCGAGCUGGAGAAAUACGAGCAGGCGUGCAGUGAGUUCACAACUCACGUGAUGAACCUGCUGCGUGAACAGUCACGUACGCGGCCCGUGUCCCCACGCGAGAUCGAGCGCAUGGUGGCCAUCAUUCACCGCAAGUUCAGCUCCAUCCAGACGCAGCUCAAACAGAGCACGUGCGAGGCCGUCAUGAUCCUCCGCUCCCGUUUCCUGGACGCCAGGCGCAAGAGACGCAACUUCAGCAAGCAGGCCACAGAGGUGCUGAACGAGUACUUCUACUCCCACCUGUCGAACCCUUAUCCCAGCGAGGAGGCCAAAGAGGAGCUCGCCAAACAGUGCGGGAUCACCGUGUCUCAGUUUCACGUUGGCUCCGUGUUGGAACAGGUGUCCAACUGGUUUGGCAACAAGAGGAUCCGCUACAAGAAAAACAUCGGCAAGUUCCAGGAAGAGGCCAACCUUUACGCCAUGAAGACGGCCAUGGGGGCGGCACAGAGAGAGGGGUCGCCCCAAACCCCCAACUCCACUGGCUCAGGGUCCUUCUCGCUCUCAGGGUCAGCUGAUCUCUUCCUUGGAGUUCCUCCAGUGAAUGGAGAGCAGCCUGGCUACCACAUGGGGGCUCAGGACUCGCGCUUUUCAGAAAGACUCUAUAGUCCCAGAGAGAGCCGGACUAAUGGCACCUGGCAGGAACAGAACACGCCUCCCUCUCCACCUGGAAGCGAGGCCUCCGACAAUUCAGACUGAUAGCCGCCGCUGUUCCCUGACACGUCCGUGAGGCGAGGACGGGCGAAAAUAAGAGAACGAUGGUCACUCUUCUGCCAAAGUGCAGUGUUUUUAAAAAAAAAAAAAAAAAAAAAUGUUUUCUUUUUCCUUUUUUUUCUUAAAAGGUCAAUAUCUGGAAAGUGUGUGCACAAGAGAGAUGGAAGAAAUGGAUUUUAUUUAGGCUUAUGUACUCAGCCAUUUGUUUUAUCAUUUGGUUUAUUAUUAUUAUUAUUUUAUUUUAUUUUUUUUCCCCAGUCUCUACUUCCACUACUUGUUACUGCAAUAUUUGGAUUCUGACGGAGGAAGGGAAACUUUGUAUGCUGCAUUAAGCUUGCUUUUCUUUAUAAGUAUAGUACUAUUGUUACUGUUAUCACUGCUAUUCUAACCCUAUAUUGUUUCUAUUGAAGCUCAGAUAGAGAUGAAUUGGCAUGGUUAAAAGGGGCAAUAGAGAAUAAUCCAAAGAUCGUUUUGUCUUCUGUUUCUUUGUUUGGGGUUGGGUUUUUUUGGUGUGGGUGUGUGUCUUCGUAUUUCUCUUUUUUACUGUGUACCUGUUUUCCGAAUGGGGUGCGUUUGCCGUCUUUAUUUCCAGUUUGAAUGCGUAUAUCAACAGUGCUGUCUUUCUCUGUACAGUGAAACACCUGUAUUCUCUACCUCUUUUACAAUAAAGACUGUCUGUGUACACAUUCAGCCACA
Neoarius graeffei (lesser salmon catfish) is the source of this 2131-nucleotide messenger RNA. RefSeq names its product pre-B-cell leukemia homeobox 2 (gene pbx2). Gene Ontology annotation, molecular function: DNA-binding transcription factor activity, RNA polymerase II-specific; RNA polymerase II cis-regulatory region sequence-specific DNA binding. The record is from RefSeq and is a predicted model, not a curated record. The transcript has 9 exons. Bases 152 to 1420 code for a protein of 422 amino acids. NCBI's taxonomy places the organism in Eukaryota, Metazoa, Chordata, Actinopteri, Siluriformes, Ariidae. Gene Ontology annotation, cellular component: nucleus. Gene Ontology annotation, biological process: embryonic organ development; animal organ morphogenesis; brain development.